AUGUGCUUCGGCAGCAAAUCCCAUCGUGACUCGUCCGCCGUCGGGCCCAAGCCUGCGGCUGCUGUAUCCCAGCAGAACUCGGCAUCGGUCCCGGCGGUAUCAAAGAGUACUCAUACGGCGCCGCCGCAACAGCAGCAGCAACCACAACAACAGCCUGAGGAGUAUGCGCCGCCCCCGGGUCCACCACCUGGUUCUUUGCAGUCUCCUCAGCCUGCGCGGCCUGCGGUCGAUGACGGCCUCGCGCCGCCUCCAGGACCGCCUCCUUCGCACACUCCCCAACCCCAAACAACGACAAGUGACGAUUAUGCACCACCACCAGGGCCUCCCCCGUCCCAGAACGCCUCUGGGCCACCUCCAGGCUACAGCAACCCACCCGCCCCCGCCCAGGAGCAACAGCCCCAGCACGACUGGCAGGCCGCGGUCCCGGACACGGCCCUCUUCCCGCCGCCGCCGGACAUAUUCUCACACCACGAGUUCUCCCCGGCCAACAACGCGUCCGAGCUGGAGAUGGAGGCCGGCGAGGCCUGGUGCGCGGCGCACCCGCUGUCGCCGCCGCUGACGCUGGACCCGCCGUCGGCCGCCGCCCACGAGGCCCACAACCCGCGCCUGAUGCAGCCCGCCAACUUCCGCGGCGUGCUCCGCUGGCUCGGCCACGGCCACUGGGAGCUGCGCACCGCCGACCGCCGCUGCACCGACUCCACCGUGCUCGCCUACCCGCCGCUGUACUGCGCGGGCCGCCAGCAGCAGAAUGUCUCCGCCGCAAAGUCGACCGUCGUCUACUACGAGGUCCAGAUCCGCAGCGACAGCCGCGCCGACGAGACCUCUCUGGCCGUCGGCUUCGCCGCGCUGCCCUACCCGCCGUUCCGCCUUCCCGGCUGGCACCGCGCCAGCUUGGCCGUGCACGGGGACGAUGGUCACCGCUACACCAACGACCUGGCCGGUGGCUGCAGCUUCACGACGCCGUUCCGCCGCGGCGAGAGGGUCGGGCUGGGCAUCAAGUUCACCGGCGGGCCCGGCGGCAGGGUCGUCGUCUUCUUCACCAGGGGUGGCAAGGUCGAUGGGAGCUGGGACCUGCACGAGGAGACCGACGCCACAGAGGUCGGCGGCGUCCAGGGGCUCGAGGGCUGGCACGACAUCAGCGCCGCGAUUGGCACCUUUGACUUUGUGAGCCUCGAGGUGUUUUUCGAGCCGGCCAAGUGGUUGUAUAAGGGAACUGGUCAAGACGUAAUGUAA
Pyricularia pennisetigena is the source of this 1233-nucleotide messenger RNA. RefSeq lists its product as uncharacterized. The record is from RefSeq and is a predicted model, not a curated record. Gene Ontology annotation, molecular function: protein binding. The transcript has a single exon. Bases 1 to 1233 code for a protein of 410 amino acids. Lineage: Eukaryota; Fungi; Ascomycota; Sordariomycetes; Magnaporthales; Pyriculariaceae.